UUGGAGGCGCAUUUGGACUAGAAAAGCAGGUCAGCGUCGUCGUAUCCAUGGCUGUGUAGAUUGGGAAAAGCGAAAAUUUAAAAAGCGUGAUUCAGACGAAGAGGAAAAUCAUUUCGAUCCAGAGAAUCACAGAGUUGGGACGUGUGUGCCGCUUGGGUGGGGUUUGGAAGAAGAAAAAAGUUACCCGGCAUUCUUCAUUAAUAAUUAUACCAAGUGCCGUUGCACACGAUUUCGUUGCACAAAAGGAUUUGGCGACAUGUCUUAAAGUGGCUCCUUACUUUGGUUGUUAAAAGUGAAUCAAACGAAAAACUCGUGUGUCGUUAUUUACCAUUGGAUAUACUACGUUCAUUUCUAUUUCCUGACACGUGGACCUGGUCUGAAUUCAAAGAUCUCCAUUGUCAUGACGCACUCAUCACUCAGUUUCCGUACGUGCCUCGUCAUAUUGGCGUGCGUCAUAGUCGUCGCUUCCCUCAAAUCUCCGAAAAAUUCGACAUCGUCAGGCAGAUGGAGUAUCAAGAAGACCAACUGCAAUCUGAAAAAGAGUUUGUCUUCAUUCAAAUCGUCGGUGAAGAAUGAUAGUUUAACGUUCUUCAACCGAGCUCUAAAGAAGACCAACCCGAUUAGUGCGCUCCGGAAGCGAUUGGGAACGGCCAGCAAACUGUACAACCCGUCGGAUCCGCUUCACGCCUACCCCAAUCAAUGGGAUUUAAUAGUGCACGGAAUCUUCCAGAAACUGUCCCGAUUCGAAGUGAACAAUGCAGAUACCAUCCGGACGUUGAUCCGAGUCGUCAGGGUAGUUACCAUCAUCGGUUUAGUCCUUGGAAUAAUCGGAAUUGUCAUCGGAGUGGCCGUUCCAUUAGGCACCGCUGCGCUUGCGAUUGGUCGCAGAGAAGAUGUUGGAGAGGACAAAACCGAUGUGGUCGACUGGAAUUAUGUCGAUCAAAUUUCCCAAAGCGUCAUCUACGCCAUUGAAAACGGCAUGCUCAAAUACGAAAUGUGACACGGUUUCCCCAUCUAGCCAAGAAGAAUACGGUAGUUUUGACUUUUAAUAGUGAAAUGCUCAGGUUGCCAAGUGCCACACCUACGACGACCAUAUUGUUGAAACAAGACGAAGUAAGCAGAUUCUCAUCCAUCAUUUAGAAUUUAAUAAAAUAGAAAAGGAAUUAAAAAAAUUUAAAAAAAAACGGUCGAUCGCCACACACAAAAGUCGAGUCUUGAUAGUUCGUGCUUUUAUCGUUCAAUCCAUCCGGGUUGAUUAAUAACACUGGCUAAGAAAUAGUCAAAAGUAGAUUUCACGAGUUUGAGUCGGGUUCUCUGGUCGUCGACAAAACUCACCAACUAACAGGAAGCCGAUCGACUAUCACACGAGUUCAAGGCCUUGAUGGCGCCAUACACACAAGAACACACGUGUGUGGACGUACCACAUAUCUCCAGGUCACGCAGAACAACACACAUUCGUCACGCUCAUAACCUCUUUAUUAUUUAUAAAAACUUAGUCUGUUGUUCAUUCCCCCUUUCAAAUUGUUCUUUCAUGAAUUAUUUAUUUUUUGUUGUUACCUUGUUAAUUUUUUAUUAAUUUAUUAUCAUGAAAGAAAAGAAUAAAUGCCAUCAACAAUC
Messenger RNA from Daphnia pulex (common water flea), 1617 nucleotides. RefSeq lists its product as uncharacterized. The coding region runs from base 401 to 1000 and encodes 199 amino acids. The transcript is spliced from 2 exons. NCBI's taxonomy places the organism in Eukaryota, Metazoa, Arthropoda, Branchiopoda, Diplostraca, Daphniidae. The record is from RefSeq and is a predicted model, not a curated record.